CAGCGCGGGUCCGGUCGCCAGUACGUCCACACAGGACAGCAAAGUUGGCACUGCGCUUCGGGCGGACGCGAACCUCCCGUACCGUUCCACAAUCAAGAGACACCGGUCAGGAAUCCAUCCGUUUGAGGCCAAUGUCCCAUCUCCGCGAUGCUCGCCCAGCUCGCACCGACAGUCGGCGUCGCGAAGACGACGGCUCAGCAGAUGACAGUGAUGCUUGACGCUCAUGUUUGAAAUGCCACGCGCGCCUCAUGGUUCCCUCCUUGCGUCUUCUCUGUCGCGAUGCUCGUUCGUUGGUUCGGCUGAUAUCAGCAUGAUGUGUCCUCUCGCUCGCCAUCGAAGCAGCCGCAGUCUCACCGGCUUGGGCCUGGCCUGCACUUUCCCAUCCUCCUCCCGUCGGAAGCGACGAAGACGACGUCCGCAACGAUGCUGGACUCUGCCGUGCCUGCCGUUGGAAGACGCAAGCAGUCAUCCAUAUCCCCCAGUCGCCACCUGGCUGCCCUCAAUUCCAUUCUCCAACCUCAGUCUCGUCUUCGAUCCAACGUGCAGCACAUCACUUUUAUCGCCCAGCAAUGCUCUAACCGUGGUCUCUCCUCACGUAUCUGCUUGGCAACCGCUCCUUUUUGCUUCGUCUUUAAGCAGAUAUAGUUUGAAAAAAUGGCGGCAGAGCUGUGUUGCACCGCUCCCAGAUCCAUGACACCUCCUGAACCUACCAUCAAGCGCAGGCUGAGGCUGGCCAAUACGCAUAUCUCAGCUGGGCCCACAGAUGGCACAGAUUCACACCACAUGACCGCUCGAAGUGAAAACUUACGCGAGAUUCAACGCCUCUUCGAAGCAAACACCAUAAAUGCCCUCGCCUUGCCUCCAGGACCGAUUUCUAACGACUUGUCGACAUUUGGUCCUAAGCACUCUAAGCUCAAGUCGUUUUUUCGCCGGCAUUUGUCGCUUAGUCUAUCCAAGCCGGUUAUCGAGCGAGGGGGCCCAAAGAAGAACAGGGACAUCAAGAAUGAAAUUCGCACUAAUCUUCUCACGGACAGAGGCCCAGAUUCUGGCGGCUAUGACUCUGAUGCCGCCGUCCUAGAAAAUGCUGACGAACCUCCAACACCAGAAAAAGACCGUAAUGCAGGCGCACCACAGGCUAGAUCUGAAACUCGACACCACACAGUUGAACACUGUGAACCUAAUGUUAACCGUCGAUCUCUGCCUAUGCCAUUGGCACUGCCUCAGCUCUCGUUCAAUAGUCAAGGCCUGCGCCGUUCACGUUCGAUGACGUCGAUUCCAAGUCUAAGGGGCACGCCGGAACAAAUUCCAAUGCGACUGCCGUCAUUCUCCUCUGAAAAAGAGACUUCCCACACAUGGAAGAGGGGAGUCAUGCAGAGCCUGAAUAUCGAUUCUCCUUCUAUUCCACAGCUUGUGUCUACGCCCGUUAGGCAAUCAGGGCAGAGCGAGCUUGAUCAUGCUACAUCGCCAAUGCGAGAGACCAUCCUAGCAACGGAUUCCCGGCUUCUGACUGUUCAGGAAUCAUCCACGUUCAGCCACCCGCCAAGCGAAUCGGGAAGCCUGCCUUUAACAGGAACUCGUCCAUCCGAGGAUUGUUAUAGCCACGCUGACACCAAGACAUCAUUUGAAAGAAGGCUCGCCUCACGCUAUGGGAGUUGCUCGUCUUCAAGCGGAGCAAGACCUCAUUUUUUCAUGAGACCAGAAAGGCGCCCGAAUCGCUCCUCUGCUGUUUCCCUUCACUUGUAUAGCAUGGGGAUUUCGCAGCAUCUCCGUUCCACGUCUUCCUUCAGUAUCAGUGAGGGCAGAAAUGAUGCAGUUUCAAACCCCUUAUCAACAACGCCCUUUCGAUCUCUGACCCCGCCCAAAAAGAGGAACAAAUCAAGUCCCUCCUAUGAGAGUGAAGAGUUACCGCCUUUGCCACCUAGUGGCGAAAGGGACACUGGAUCAUCAACAUACUCGUCCAAAUCAAGAAUUUCGAAACGUUCCGACGUUCUGAUCAGAACGAUAGAAUAUGAUGAAGGACCUAACGAUCGCGCGCGCACGCCGCACAGUACUGACCUUCCGACGGCUGCAAUGCCGAAGAGUGAUCUAAACAAACAUUCUAGUUCUCAAGCCUACAAACCUGGACUGCCGAACAAUCCAAGCAUUAGCAAUCUGAGCGAAAUGAGCACAAAGUCAAGCAAAGUAAGUCGUUUCAGGGAGGAUUUUGAGAUCGGCGACAAAAAAAGGUCGAAGAAGCGGGCUUCUAUAGUCAAUUUGUUUAACCAGCUCACUACAAACCCCCUUCAGCGUCGAAAGAACGGGAGCGUUGAAAGUCUUGACGGUCCGUUGGACGAACCAAUGCGCCUUCAACAAGCCAUGGCUUUAAGUGAGCGCAAUGAUGCUGCCGGCCUACUGGCAAAAGCAAUUCGCGACAAGCAAGUAGAAAAAUCGGCUCUAUAUUUGAGCGACAACAAACAAGCCGCUCAAUAUGAAGUCUUUCGACAACGAAGCUCGUCCUUUGGUCGACCCAAGGGCGAGCCACACAACGAUGAAAAUCAAUCUGUUGAUGCAGAUCAAAGCCAUGUGUCACGAGAAUGGCAUCAUCGUUCUAACCACGGAACACUCCAAGAUCCUGAUGCUCCAACGCCAAAUUCGUAUGCUCCUUCACUUGGUCCAACGCUUCUUAAUCAGUGUACCCGUCGUUUAACUUCUGAUUUUAUAACACCUGUCUUUUCUCAUUUGGAAGACUUGACUGUAGAGCAACAGCGUAGCCAGAUUCAAAAGAAGUCUUCCAAAAACAUUGAUCCGACUUCAGUCGAUAACGUCGAACAUGAAUCGAACCUCCAGCUCAAUGGCGUGCAUGCAUCUUUGAAGAUCUCAGGACUUGCUAUUGCAUCCGGCAGGGCAGAAAGUAUCUACACGUCUAUUUCCAACGAUCAAAUAGUUGAUCUUGACGAUCCUAACCUUGAUCUUGGUCCCUGGUCACGUUAUCCCAGUCACACACGAGACCAGCGUACUGGAAGUGCAGGUAUCAAAGACCAUGUCAAGACGCGCGAUUUCGCGUAUAAUGUUAAUCCUCUUAAUAUCAAUAAUGAUCCAUCAGGCAAUGACUGCGACAGCUCUAGACUGAAAAAGCGAGGUAAAAAUAAAAGGCGUGCUGGUACAUUACCCAAGAGCAAGAGUAUGAUCAUUAGCAAGGGACUGCGCAACUAUGCUAAAAUGUUCACACGAUCAUCGAGCACCGAAUUUUUUCACUAUGGGAAAGGACAUCGUUCCAGUAUAAGCACUGGUGGUCACUUAGAGUACCCUGAGCUUGAAAUUCUCCCACCAGUCUUCGCCCCGAUUCCAAUCAUUCCGGACCGGAGAAGUGAAGAAGAAGAAGCAGAAGAAAAAGAUGGCGAAGACUCUGGACUUGCACCAGGCAAAGAUGAAAUUGAAAUGAAGCAAACGAGGCUGAGGCGUGCUGAUCAUGAUCAAUCCCUCUCAGACUUCACAAUGAUCGGACCGUCACGCUUAGACGGGCCAACGGACGCGAAAGAGACUGAUGCAACGGCUCGCGAACUGGGAGAAACUUGUCCUAUAGCCAGUUCUCCAGCACUUGUCUCUCGGCUUACAGCUGAAGAUGGGACGGUUGCCACAUCAGCGCUAACUUACGCUCGCGACUACGAGUCCUGCGUUCGUUUACCUCCAAGUACAUCUCAUUCGACAACUUCUUGUCAAUUCAAGCUGUUACAAGACGGGGACUUUCAUUGUCACUCUAAUCUUGAUUUUUCAAACUCACCGGAUGAAUAUUUGAUUGACAAAAUGCUGGCAUUACAACCGGCUUCAGUACAUCUUUCUCCUCUGCCUUCGCCGCUAGACUCACCCUUGCUGGCCCCGAAGCAGUCUAUGAGUGAAAGUGCUAACCAAAGGAAAUAUGAGCAUCGAAUGCAAUCAAAGAGCAUCAGCAGUGUAACGAGUUUAAGAGCCAGCUCCAUGGAUCUGCUCAAGACUCUGAAAGAAGCCGAGGAACGCGAACGUAAGCGCACCUUAGAAGAUUUGCUGAGCAAGACAAGCGACAGCUUUUCAAAUGACAGGAAAGCAUCUGCAGAUAUGAAUACCAGGAGUGCUAUAACAGAGAGGGCGCACCUUACAGCCUCGGAGUACGACGUGCCAGGAGUGCUCGGGUCGAAACAUCAAACUUGGCCUGAAGCGAAUCGAGGCAAAAGCACCACGAUUGAGGCCAGAUAACUCCUCUGUGAGGAUCAAAAGUUACUUGAACUUUCGAGGGAUAUGCUAUUCCGUGCAUGUUGCUACGACACCAAUGCUGUAG
Verruconis gallopava is the source of this 4291-nucleotide messenger RNA. RefSeq lists its product as uncharacterized. The record is from RefSeq and is a predicted model, not a curated record. The transcript has 2 exons. NCBI's taxonomy places the organism in Eukaryota, Fungi, Ascomycota, Dothideomycetes, Venturiales, Sympoventuriaceae. The coding region runs from base 655 to 4209 and encodes 1184 amino acids.